This is a messenger RNA of Cryptococcus amylolentus CBS 6039, 2004 nucleotides long. RefSeq lists its product as hypothetical. Bases 852 to 1688 code for a protein of 278 amino acids. The transcript has 7 exons. Gene Ontology annotation, molecular function: phosphoric diester hydrolase activity. Gene Ontology annotation, biological process: lipid metabolic process. NCBI's taxonomy places the organism in Eukaryota, Fungi, Basidiomycota, Tremellomycetes, Tremellales, Cryptococcaceae. The record is from RefSeq and is a predicted model, not a curated record.
CUUUUUCCCCUCUCCUUCUUUUCCCACCAGCUCCUCGGGCACGCCAUCUUCUACCCGCAGUGCCCGCUGGCCAGUGCACUUCACACUCCGCGCAUAAAUCGCCCCUUUCGCCUCCGCUCGCACCUUUCGCAACACCUUUCUUGCUGUUGAAAGGACAAUUCUCCCCAGCGCACGUUCACCAUCAGAUUCACUAUUUAUAAUCGAUAGACAGCAAUCGCCACCCGUAACUGCUAUAUAGAUUCGCCCAGAUCGAUCCCGUUUCUUUUCCCACAGCAACACACUCGCAAUGUCCGCCCAAGACGCCCAGCCAGUCGCUGCCCCCGACUCUACCCUCCAGACUCCCGCCCUCUCUCCCUCCAACUCUGCUGGACCAUCUCCCGCAUUCUCGACUCUUUUGCAAUCUCCCGCGGUAUCUGAAUUUAGCUUGGAGAAUGAGAACCCGUUCGAUCGACUUUCUGCGGUCAACAAGGAGGUGAUGCCAGAAUGCUGGGGCCACCGAGGUGCUAGUGCUUCGUUCCGUGAGUCGUAGUCUUGCUUGCCCUCCUGCCUCAUCACUGCCAUCACUGGUCUCGGUGUUAUCGCUCUCGGCCAUCACACUUUGGAGAUACAGAGCCGACCGAGAACGCUUGCUGAUGUUUGCCCUUCGUGCUGCCCUACCCCGCCAAUCCUUUGUCCCUACGUCUGACAUGUGUCUUUCCAUCACCGAUUGCCCCCAUCUCUCUUAUCGGCCUUGUCUAUUGCUUCUCCCGACGCGUCGCAAUAUGCAGCCGAGAACACCAUCGCGUCCUUUGUGGAGGCUUGCAAGGCUGGUGCCGACGGUCUCGAGACUGAUAUUCACAUGACUACCGACAAUGUGCUCGUUAUGUUUCACGACCCCGAGCUUGAGAGGACUACCGAUGGUGAAGGGCGUAUCGAUAAGCUCCCCUGGAAGGGCGUCUUGGAGUAUGUCGGCCCUUGCGCAGCAUGGCCAGUUUCUGUACGUAAGAACCAAGGACAAGCCCCACCAGCCCAUCCCCCAGUUCACACAAAUGAUCGAGCUUCUCCUACAGCCCGCAAACUCUCGUGUCAAGAUCAACCUUGACCUCAAAGUUGAGAACGACCCGGUACGACUGUUUGGGCUCAUCAAGAGCGUGCUCGAGAGCUAUGAAGGUUGGCAGGAAAAUUUGGCGCCGAGGAUCAUCCUUGGGAUCUGGCAUCCCAAGUUUAUCGUCCCCGCUACGACCAUCCUCCCCUACCUCCCCCGCUACGCCAUCUCCAUGGACCUCCUUCAGGCCCGCAAAUACUUCUUCACCUCCUGCCAUGGUUUCUCCAUCCACUACCCGAUGCUUGCUUCCAAUGAAGGCGCCAAAUUCCGCAAGGAAUGCAAGGCAAAUGGGAAGAAGAUCUGUGUGUGGACGGUGAAUGAUCCGGAGGAGAUGCGGAUGUGUGCGAGGUGGGGUGUGGAGAGUGUUAUCACCGAUAAGCCGGAUGUCUGGAGAACUAUCAAGCUUGAUAUUGAGACAGAUAGGGCCAAGGCGCUUAAGCCUACGCUCCAGACUUACAUCAAGCCUUUCCUCUCCAAGAAGAAUUGGUGGUUCGACUACCAACGUCUGGCGCGUGAAGAGACCGAGUACCUCGAACGCGAGGCUGGUACUUUCGACAUCCAAGUCCCGCAUGUCGACAUGGGCAUUGCCGACCCCAACGAAUAACCCGAGCUGCUUUUGACCCUUUCGAAAGCUCGACUGGGGCAUCUGUUGGGCUUGCAGUUCGUUGCAUUGUGUCAGUUGUAUAUACGACAUCAUUUGUCGCCUUCACAUGUUCUUUUCCUUACUAUAGUACCCCUUCCUUGUUUAUACUCGUAACGUCUAACGAAGUCUUUCGUCUCAUUCUUUUUCUAUCUCUUAAUCACUACCAUCACCAACACUAUCAUCAGUAUCUGUAUACAAUCGUCCCCUCCCAUCCAUCAUAUUGUGCACUUUCAAACAUGAACAUUUGAAGUAUCUCUGCAGGCUGUCAAUAAUCGGC